CACAAAACAAGAAAGAAUUAGAAAAAGCUUAAAGCUUUAACAUAGAGAGAAAAAUGGAAGGGAAAGAAGAAGAUGUGAGAGUUGGGGCUAACAAGUUCCCUGAGAGGCAACCGAUCGGGACAUCAGCUCAGUCGGACAAGGACUACAAAGAGCCACCUCCUGCGCCACUGUUCGAGCCAGGAGAGCUGAGCUCAUGGUCGUUCUGGAGAGCAGGAAUCGCCGAGUUCAUAGCUACUUUCCUCUUCCUUUACAUCACCGUUCUGACUGUAAUGGGAGUGAAGAGAGCACCGAACAUGUGUGCCUCUGUUGGAAUCCAAGGCAUCGCUUGGGCUUUUGGUGGCAUGAUUUUUGCUCUUGUCUACUGUACUGCUGGAAUUUCAGGUGGACACAUCAACCCUGCGGUUACGUUUGGUUUGUUCUUGGCUAGGAAGUUGUCUCUGACCAGGGCAGUUUUCUACAUGAUAAUGCAAUGUCUCGGAGCCAUCUGUGGCGCCGGAGUGGUCAAGGGUUUCCAGCCAACGCCGUACCAGACACUCGGUGGCGGUGCCAACACCGUCGCUCCAGGCUACACCAAGGGAUCUGGCCUCGGUGCUGAAAUCAUCGGAACUUUUGUCCUCGUCUACACGGUCUUCUCCGCCACCGACGCCAAGAGAAGCGCCCGUGACUCGCACGUCCCGAUAUUGGCACCACUCCCAAUAGGGUUUGCAGUGUUCUUGGUACACCUGGCGACAAUUCCUAUAACCGGGACCGGAAUCAACCCAGCUAGAAGCCUUGGAGCCGCAAUUAUCUACAACAAGGACCACUCCUGGGAUGACCAUUGGAUUUUCUGGGUGGGACCAUCCAUUGGAGCAGCACUAGCAGCACUCUAUCACCAGAUUGUCAUCAGAGCCAUUCCUUUCAAGAGCAAGAGCUGA
Eruca vesicaria subsp. sativa (arugula) is the source of this 914-nucleotide messenger RNA. The record is from the annotation of a GenBank genome assembly. Lineage: Eukaryota; Viridiplantae; Streptophyta; Magnoliopsida; Brassicales; Brassicaceae.